Pogonomyrmex barbatus (red harvester ant) is the source of this 2087-nucleotide messenger RNA. RefSeq names its product N-myristoyl transferase (gene Nmt). Gene Ontology annotation, molecular function: glycylpeptide N-tetradecanoyltransferase activity. The record is from RefSeq and is a predicted model, not a curated record. Lineage: Eukaryota; Metazoa; Arthropoda; Insecta; Hymenoptera; Formicidae. Gene Ontology annotation, cellular component: cytoplasm. Gene Ontology annotation, biological process: N-terminal peptidyl-glycine N-myristoylation.
GGUCCCUCCAUCUGGAUACGUUUUCCAGCAGCGUCAUUGUACGCGCGACGAAAAUCUAUAUUAAAAUGGAGGAGAAGAGUCAGGCCGCGGAGCGAGAAAUCAAGAAGGAUGAAGCCCACGAGAAGGACGCGCGAAACAAGAGCUCCAAAAAGAGAGAAGCUCGGAAAAAAAAGAAAGAGGUGCAUGCAACUAGUGAAAAUCAUAAUAAUAACAAGGAGGAAAAGGAAAUGUCUAGCGCGUGCAAUAUCUCCAUAAAAGAUAUUCAGAUGGCGAUGGAGGUAUUUAAUCUGCAACAAAAGCCUGCCAAAACUCAGGAGGAAGCAAUGCAGAAGCCUUAUCAAUUUUGGAGUACACAACCUGUACCAAAAAUGGAUGAAAAAAUUGUGCGCAAUGAGCCAAUUGAACCUGAUAAGACAUCUGUUAGAGCAGAGCCAUACUCGCUACCUGCUGAUUUUCAAUGGGAUACCUUGAAUCUAGAUGAUCCUUUGGUCUUAUCAGAACUGUACACAUUACUCUCGGAAAAUUACGUCGAAGAUGAUGAUGCCAUGUUUAGAUUUGAUUAUCCUCCCAAUUUUCUAAAAUGGGCACUGCAACCUCCUGGCUGGUGCAAGGAAUGGCAUUGCGGUGUGCGAGUGAGCAAGAGCGGACGUCUAGUCGGUUUUAUUUCCGCUAUUCCAGCCACUCUGCGCGUCUACAGUCAUUCUCAAAAGAUGGUGGAAAUUAAUUUUUUAUGUGUGCAUAAGAAACUGCGAUCAAAAAGAGUGGCACCUGUAUUGAUACGUGAGAUUACAAGGAGAGUGAAUCUGAAAGGCAUCUUUCAAGCUGUGUAUACUGCCGGUGUUGUUUUACCAAAACCUAUCGCGACAUGCAGGUAUUGGCAUCGAUCAUUAAAUCCAAAGAAGUUAAUUGACAUUAAGUUCUCUCAUCUCACUCGUAACAUGACGAUGCAGAGGACUUUAAAGCUAUAUAAACUGCCAGAGACCACAAAAGUACCAGGUUUCAGAAAGUUGGUUUAUACAGAUAUACCACAAGCACACAAGAUAUUAACAGAAUAUCUGGAGAAAUUUGACCUCGCUCCGAUAUUCUCGGUCGAAGAAUUUGAACAUUGGUUCCUGCCACAAGCUGGUAUUAUUAACAGUUUUGUAGUAGAAAAGGAGGGAAAAAUUACCGAUAUGGUGAGUUACUAUACAUUGCCGAGCUCCAUUAUGCAUCAUCAGACACACAAGACGCUCAAGGCCGCGUACAGUUUCUACAAUGUGUCUACCACAACGCCGUGGCUGGAACUAAUGAUGGAUGCCUUAAUAUCUGCGCGUGACUUGGGUUUUGACGUAUUCAAUGCGCUGGAUCUUAUGGAUAACAAGGAAUUUCUAGAACCCCUCAAAUUCGGAAUCGGCGAUGGCAAUCUCCAAUAUUAUUUAUAUAAUUGGCGUUGUCCCAGUAUGACACCCGGCAAAAUCGGUCUUGUGCUCCAGUAGACCCCUAGUUCAGGGAAUUGUUUAGAAAAAGAAAGGAAGAAGAUCUUUUGCAUGUGCAAUCUCGCGAAAGAGAUAACGAUUAAAUACAAGCGAACGAGAGACGUACAGCAACGCGGUAAAGACGUUAAAACGUUAAAGCGUUAAACGAGAACGAGUGCGAUCUCGAUCUUUCUUACUAGGAAAUAUAUAACGUAUCUGUGGCAAUUGAAAGGAAUGUAAGUUUUCUUGUAGGAUCGGUGACCAAAUGGAUAACUCAAUCCCUCGAAAAUCGCUCUUGUUUUCGUCAUUGGCGUCUCUGAAGAUUCUAGAUUGAAUUACACGUGAUCGGGACUACUAUGAAAAUUGUGCAUUGUACAGCGCACGUGUAUAUACGUAUUUACGUAACUCGAGCAAAUGUAGAUAAACAUUAUUAACACAAUUAAUAGCGAGCGGAAAGGCAUCUCUUAAUUGUCUCGAAUUUUCGAUUUUCGAUUUUCAAUCAUGUAAACCUUUAGACGCCAGAUAACUAUCUUUAUCCGUUUUUCCUUUACAUCUUCUCAGCUAAUUAGAUGAGAACGUAUGCCGAAGUAUGAGUGACAGACGAGUUAAAAAUAAAAUGACAUUUAUUGAAAA